This is a messenger RNA of Ahaetulla prasina, 4207 nucleotides long. RefSeq names its product transcription factor AP-2 epsilon (gene TFAP2E). The transcript is spliced from 7 exons. Gene Ontology annotation, biological process: regulation of cell population proliferation; regulation of transcription by RNA polymerase II; anatomical structure development. Gene Ontology annotation, cellular component: nucleus. NCBI's taxonomy places the organism in Eukaryota, Metazoa, Chordata, Lepidosauria, Squamata, Colubridae. The record is from RefSeq and is a predicted model, not a curated record. The coding region runs from base 843 to 2171 and encodes 442 amino acids. Gene Ontology annotation, molecular function: DNA-binding transcription factor activity, RNA polymerase II-specific; RNA polymerase II transcription regulatory region sequence-specific DNA binding.
UAUAAGAAAAGAAAAAAUAAAAAACUUUUUAUAUAUAUAAAAAAGUUCCCUUUUAAGCGCGUAGUCAGGAAGCUUCCUUUCGUUCCUCGCUUGGUCCGAGAGAUGCAGCUGGGAGCCCGGCCUGUUUACCCGAGAGGAGGUCGGCAAUCUACGCCUUCCUGUUUGCAAUUCCCUCCUUGGAUCCAUCCUGCGCGUUUGCCAUCGCGUUAAAUCUCACCGCGCCCCAAAUCAAUUGGCAAAUAACUAAGCGUAGCCUCGCGGCGCGGCGCUCGGAGGGGAAGGGAGACUGGGCCGUCGAUCCUUUUCUCCCUGGGUUGCUUUCGGAGCGGACCGCGGGCGCUGAAGGCGCCACACACCUUGGGGGCACCCUGAAGACUAAUCCGGCGCGCGUGGCAGCGGAGUGGGACGCUCUUCCGCCCUCCCCACGAGGCACGCGCACUGGCGCUUUCGCUUUGAAGUCGGCUCCCGGAGUGCGCUCUGUCUCUUUAAGGCGCGCUCCCGGCGUUCGGCGCGCGCCCCCGCCUGUAUAACUGGAGUCCAUGGAGUUGUAUUGAGUUCAGAGGGAGGAAGAGCUGGGAGCCAAGCGCAGGCUUCGAAGGGGGAAAAGGUCGGGGGGUUGGAAAAGGAGGAGCUGCUGCCCGUCCAGAGCUCGGUUGGCUACGCGCUGGAAGAGCCCUCGAUGGACGCGCCGCCGCUCGCCGCUCGCUUUUAACGGAUACUUUUCCUGGGGGUGGAACGGGGCGCAGAUUCUGGUAGCCGUCGGGGUUGCUAGCCUCGUUUCCUCUCGCCCCCCGUUUGGAGGCAUUUCCCCUAAACGAUCUGGGGGUUUGGCUACCGCGCAGAUGUUGGUGCACACGUAUUCCACAAUGGACCGCUCGGAUGGGCUGAACGGGACCUCCGCCGGCGGCCGCCUCCCUCAGCUCUCGUCCCUCAACCAGGCGGCGGCGUACUCCUCGGCUCCCCCUCUGUGCCACACGCCGGCCUCGGACUUCCAACCGCCCUAUUUCCCGCCGCCUUAUCCGCAGCCGCCGCUGCCCUACGCGCAGAGCCAGGAGAGCGCCUACUCGCACCUGGGGGACCCCUAUGGCGGCCUCAACCCCAUCCACCAGCACCAGCAGAGCGGCUGGCCCUCGCAACGGGCGCGCCAGGAAGAAGCGGCGGCCGCGGCAGCCGCGGCGGGCCUUCUCUCGCAGACGCACCGAGCUCUCGGCCUGGAUCCGCGCAGAGACUACCCGGGCAUGCCUCGCUUGCUCCACGGCUUGGCCGACGGAGCGCACGCCUUGGCCGACGGGCCGCUGGGACUCCAUGCUCUGGCUCAUCCCAGCCUCGAGGACAUCCAGGCGGUGGAUGAGGCCAGUAUGAACCUUUUGGACCAGUCGGUGAUCAAGAAAGUGCCCAUCCCUUCGAAGGCCAAUGGGACCACCAUCUCUUCCCUGACCAUGAACAAGGACACCUUGAUAGGAGGGGUGACCAAUCCAAACGAAGUCUUCUGCUCUGUUCCUGGACGAUUGUCCCUCCUCAGCUCCACCUCCAAGUACAAAGUGACAGUCGGUGAAGUUCAGAGGAGGCUCUCGCCCCCAGAAUGCCUCAACGCUUCACUCCUUGGUGGUGUCCUUCGGCGGGCAAAAUCUAAAAAUGGUGGAAGAUGUUUAAGAGAAAGGUUGGAGAAGAUAGGGUUAAAUCUACCCGCUGGAAGGCGCAAAGCAGCAAACGUCACCUUGUUAACGUCCCUGGUGGAAGGGGAGGCUGUUCAUCUCGCUCGAGACUUUGGUUAUGUGUGCGAAACAGAGUUCCCUGCCAAGGCAGCAGCGGAAUAUCUCUGCCGCCAGCACUCGGAUCCCAGCGAGCUCCACGCCCGGAAAAACAUGCUUUUAGCAACCAAGCAAAUCUGCAAAGAGUUUGCUGAUAUGAUGGCUCAAGAUCGCUCCCCUCUGGGAAACAGCCGCCCGACACUCAUCUUGGAACCUGGCGUUCAAAGCUGCUUGACGCACUUCAGUUUAAUCACCCAUGGUUUUGGAGGGCCGGCGAUCUGCGCGGCGCUCACCGCAUUCCAGAACUACUUGGUGGAGUCCCUCAAAGGGCUUGACAAAAUGUUCAUGAACAGCACGGGCAACGGUCACUCGGUUGGCGACUCCAAAACCGCAGAAAAGGAUGUUAAGCAUCGGAAAUGACCCUUUCUGCAGGUUGUGACCUGCCACAUCUCCCCAUCAGAGAGUUCCUUCCCAUUUCCAGGACGUGAGAGAGAGGAAGGUCCUUCAACGUUCUUGGAAGUGUCGCGGGGGCAGGAGGAGGGAGAUGAUCAACCCUCCUCUCUCCUGCCAGGUUUUCCAAACUGUGACAGAUGCAUUUUUGAAACCAAGUCAAUGAAAAAGAGAAGACCGAAGAAGAAGGGGCCGAGCCAACCUCAACACGAGAAGAAAUUAGUUAGUGGUUUGGGUCGACACAUCUGAUUUUCCAUAGGAGAAACUGAAAGCCUGGUUAUAUGUGCAAUUACUUUGACGAUUUUAUGUCUUUCUUUGGAAAAGUCCGUGCUCAGAAAAAAAAAGGUUAGGAAGUUCCAGGCAGCAUUGCCAAGGAGAAAGCCAAGACAAAGAGGUCUUCAGAUAGAAGGUCUUUUCAGAAUCAAGGCAGUGGUGGGUUUCAAAUUUUUUUACUACCGGUUCUGUGGAUGUGGUUUGGUGGGCGUGGCAGGGGAAGGAUACUAUAAAAUCUCCAUUCCCACCCCACUCCAGGGGAAGGAUACUGUAAAAUCACCAUUUCCUCCCGAUCAGGUGGGACCUGGGAGGCAGAGAAUAGAUGGGGGCGGGGCCAGUCAGAAUUUUUACUACCGGUUCUCCGAACUACUCCAAAUUUCCGCUACAGGUUGGUCAGAACGUGCUGAAUGAAACCCACCUCUGAAUCAAGGCCUGUUUAGAGUCAAAGAGUACUGGAUUUUUUUGACUCGUGCAACAGGCCUGGACAUCUGCACCAGAGAGAGAAGGCUCCAUCAGCACUUCUUUUAAUCAUGAUAUUACAAAUCACCGAUCCUAAAAGUUUGACAUGACUUUCCUUUGCUACAGUCUCAUGGCAAAAAACCAACAAAAACAUCCCAGUGAUACAAUCUUGGAAAAUGUUAUACAACUCCGUUUACCGAUUUUUGGGGGUCCAGUUAGACCUCUUGGCGGAGGUGCUGAUAGAGCCAUCUUGGUAGCCCCCACCCCAACACUAGAAGGGAGAAAACCGCUGCUCUUAGGCAUCCUCUCUUCUAUCAAAGUGUCAUUUCAGCUUAUCUGGAUUGAAGGUGAGAGAGGUAGCCCAACCCAGCCUCCCGUCCCAAGUUCUGAAACAUUCAUAAUGCUAUUAAUAUGAAAUAAAGGAAUAAUAAAUUAAUAAUUGAUUUGAAGCACAAGACUAGCCCUUGAAGGAGAAGGCCAAACGGAACUAUAAUGAAAUCUGUAUAUAUUUAUUUAUGUGUAAUUAAAUAAAUAAAAAAGUUUUAACAUGUCCAGUGUGCAUUAUUUAAAAUGAUUUUAAGUUGGGAUUUCUACGGGUUGUUUUUUUUUCCCCCCGUUAUGAAAAAUACACUCAGUCCUUGCAAUUUUCAGGAAUAAGGUUUUGGAAUGCACAACAGGGUAGCAUGGAUUACAGAUUGCAAUGCAAAUAAAUUAAGAGACAUUUCAGCACAUUUGGAAUCCCCCCCCACCACUCCUUCUGCCUUUUGUACUUCCUGCGGUUUCUCUGGAAAAGCUGCAAUAAAUGUAUGAAUUCCACCCAACAAAACUGUCACUGUUAUUAUCUGAAUAAAAUCUCUUUUUAUUUACCACCAUCUCCAGACUUGUAUUUUGUUAUGGCAGUAAAUGGCGCGAGUGGAGGGGAGCGAUUUCCGCUUUUGCCUAAAGUUUUAAGCUUAUUCUAAGGCUUACGCAGCUGCUGUAUGGCAUUUUCUACUUAAUAACGGUGACACGGUGCUUUGCUACAAUUCAGCCGGUGAGGCUGGAAAAGAUCCCAGGGACGUCAAAGCAAAGUGAUAGCGGGGAGGGUUGUCCUAUGUGGCCCUGGAACUUCUCGUGGACCAACCUGAACGGAAUUGUAAAAGUGCUGAGUCGCAACUUCCGAAAUGCAACCUAGAUUGGCCAAAUAUAAAAGCUCUGAGUCUGCAGGGACCUGACGGGCUUAGUGAUGGGGACCAUAACAAAGACCUUUGCCAUUAGACAAUGUGCCAACAGGA